CCUCCAUCCACCAUCUUCUUCUCAACCCCGAACCCCCAAGCCCCCAACCCAUGGCCGCCGCCGCCGCGGUCGCUGUCGCCACUGGCGCCGACUGGACCGUCGUCCGCCGGCGUGGCGGCCGCCGCAGGGGAGACGCCACGGUCACCACCUCCCACCUCGACGCCCCGCCGCCACUCCCGUUGACCCCGAUCCCCUGGGCGCCCUCCGACCCUUCCCUCGAUCCGGCCCGCGUCUCCCGCCUCCUCGACCGCGCCCGCGCCGCGAUCUCCCGUGUCGAGGCAUCCCGCCUCUAUCGCCGCCUCCUCCUCCCCGACUCCCCGCUCUGCUGCCGUCUCGCCUCGCUCGGCCCCGCCCGCCUCUCCCUCCUCGGCGUCGGCAGCUUCGAGUCCUCCCCGGCCGCGCGCCUCCAGCUCGCGCUCGCGGCCCUCCUCCGCCGCGACCUCCUCGCGGGCGCCUCCGCCACGGCCGACCUCUUCGACCCCGUCCUCUCCUCUGUUGAGUGCGCCGUCGCCGUCGCCCUCGGCUUCGCCGUCCCGAGCCUCGACGACGGGUGCGGCCGCCGCGUGGAGGAGCCCACCCUCUUGUACAUGCCCCACUGCGAGGCGUCGCUCUACGACGCGCUGCUCGCGGCCAACUGGGAGCCCCGCGCUCAGCUCCGCCGCGUCUGCGUGCUCGGCAACAGCUUCCGGCGGUACGCUCUGCAGGCGGAAGAGAACCGCUCGGGGCCCGCCGCCAAGGCCAAUCUUGUCCUCAAGGCAGGGCGGUUCGCGUGGGAGCAGCGGAUCGACGAGGCCGGGGAUGUGGACGACGAGGACUGGUUCGCCCGUGCGUUCAACGAGACGAGCUGGCAUUUCUUCGAGGUGGACGAGGACGUCGACCAGAGGACGGAGAUAAGUUCCCAAGCUUUGUCCUUUGAGAAAUUAUCACUGUAACCCAAUGUUUUACUUGCUUCGAGAUGCAUUUAGAGAUUCAGGGUUGGCAUCUUCACACAAUUUGUUACUGCAAUUCUGUGAUUGUAUACUAUAGUAUUUGAUUAGAGAUGAAUUCACAAAUUCGGAGUUAGCAUCUGAGCAUAAUUUAUCACUGUAAUUCUAUGAUUGUAUUACUUGAUUGGAGAUAUAUUCAAAGAUUCAGAGUUGGCAUCUUAAUGAAAUUCAUCACAGUAAUUCUUUGAUUAUAUACUAUUACCUCCGUCCCACAGGAGUUGUCCUAGAUUUAUUUAGACAAAUCUAAGACAACUAAUUUGGGAUGGAGGGAGCACUUGAUUGGAGACAAAUUCAUAGAUUCAGAGUUGGCAUUUAACACUAUAAUUCUAUGAUCGUAUUACUUGAUUAGAGAUGCAUUCCAAGAUUCAGAGUUGGCAUCUUAACGAAAUUUGGAGUUUACUUUAUCUUCAUUUGCAUUGAACAAGAACGAAAGCUGCGCGGAUUUGUAUUUCUGAAUUUAGACAUUGAGUCCCCACAUUACUGGCUGUGACCCAAUUUCCAGUGUCCUGCGAGGUUUAUUGGUUGAUUGAUAUGGGAAAUGGGUACUCUGUCCUAGAACAUAACCUGUAAGGCUGCUUCUUCUGUAGGACAUUUUUUUAUCUGUUGUAGCUUGCAGAUUUCAUUAAAAGGGAACCAUUAAGGUUCAGUACGAACCACUUGCUCAGAAUGCAAGGAGAAAUAUCACACAUGAUCUAAGGUGAACACUGAGCAGCCUGCUGUCCUAUAACAUUCAGAAAGGUAAAGGCAGAUUGGUUUGCCACUCACAUAACCAAAAGAAAUCCGUAGGAACCCCCAGGAUCUAUUUAUCUUUCUAUUUCCAUGAGCCAUAUAUAGCAUCAUAAUAUUCUGAAUUCUCAACUAAUUUAACUAAUCUCUCCUGAGCUCAUUCUAUACAUGUGACUGAAAAUUAGCUGUGAUCUUUACAUAACGGGAUCCCGCCCCUUCCAUUGGUCAAAACCCUCACAGACCACCAUCUUCAGCCCUCCAGAUCCUAGUUGGAGAUCAUCGCGCACAUUGCAAGGACGAUGCAUUCAAAAGUUCAAAGUUCAUAUCUUAGCAAAAUCUGGUGUUUACUUCAUCGGUAUUUCCGAUGAAGAAGAAUGAAACCACAUCCAUUGUCUUAUCCUUGUCUCACUUGUAGGAAUUCAGACACCGAAUGAUUCCCCGAUCGCUGGCAGCGAACUGAUGAAUUGACAAGUAAACUAUCAAUGUGGCGUUGCAUCUAUCAUUUUCAGGAUGCUUGGGUGUCUCUGAGGUUAACUGACUUUUUUUCAUCGGUGCUCCACUAUAACUUGCAUGCUCUAUAUACCCUCAGAACGUUACCUGUACGGCAGUGCCUUGAAUAUUCUUCUGUAGGACAUUUUUGUGUUGUGCUCACCGGUUUCAUUAAGGGAACCAUGAAGGUUAAUUACAAACCACUUGCCAAAAAAUGCAAGGAGGAACAUAGCGCUAUACUGCUAUCGUAUACAUCCGGGAAGCCGGAAAAGGUGGAGGCUGAUUGGUUUUCCCCUCACCUAAGGAAAAGAAAUCCCUUAGGCUUUGUUUGGUAGAAGUGGAUUGGGGAGGUUUGGGGAGGGGGGGGAUUUCAGAGGAUUUGGUGAAUCCCUUCCUUCCACCCAAUCCCCUCGAAACCUCUUGAAAAUCCCAAACCCCUCCAGCCACAAAUCCUGUUUAUAUGAAAAACUUGUUUGGUUGGCAGGGAUUAUGAGCUAUAGCAAGUAAAGAAAGUUAGUUUUGCCAUUAAAAAAAAGAGACAUGAAACAGAAUAGUUGGCACAUAUUCAAAUGCCCACCUCUCCUUGACUUAUCCAGGUGAUCAAAAGCUAGUACAACUACUGUACCAUUAACGCUAACUUGUAUAAGGUCCACUGUGAGGCUAACUUCUGCAAUGAAAAUGCACAUAAUAUUCAACCUACAGAACACUGCCUUCUGAACUAUUUCAGUCAACCAAAGAAGUUUGAGAGACCUUAAGCCUAACAUCAUUACAAAUGGCAAGUCCCAUGGCACUGUUUGGUUCAGAAGAGCAGAAAAAUAAACAAUCAGAUCAUCUCUCAUCCAACACCAUCAUUCACAAUUUUGUUCUUUCAACCAAUGUGCUAACGAAGCAUUGGCAACCAUUAAAAAAUUUAGUAAAGCAGUUCUAUCAUCUAAAUCUGCUCCAAACUGAAGAAUUGCAGCAUCUAGUAGCCAACGGGCCUUCAAAACGGAGAUGGACAAGAACAGUAGACCAUGAGCUGGAAAGUUCUUAACUCCAUGCGAGGAGGAAGAAGCCGUGUCCCUGGCCAUGGCCCUAGGGUUUGCAGGGGAGGGGAUGGAGAAGUGGAGAACAGGGAAGGAUUCACUCGGGAAGAUCCAGCGGAGGAGGACGCCGACGAUCUGGCGGUCGCAGGGCGAUGAAGAUCCGGCGGCGGGGUUACUCCUCUCGGUGGCGGCGGGACGACGGUCUGUCUCGGUGCGUCUUGCCCGUCUCGUUCCCUACGGGUGCCCUCGAGGCUUGGAAGACGCGUGGAUUGGAGGGGACCGAAGGGGGGUCGAAGGGGUUGGGCUGUGCAAACCCCGUGAAACAAAUGGGCCGACGAGGAUUAGUGAGGUUUCUGGGCCCCGUGAGGUUAAUCCUCUAGAAACCCUGUCGAUCCGCUUGUACCAAACGAGGCCUUAAGAACCCCCAGGUUGUUUUUCCUAUUUCUGGUAACUACAGCAUAAUGUUCUUGAAUUCUCCACUGAUUUAACCUUCAUAUCUCCCGAGCACAUUCUAUUCCUGUGACUGAAGAUCAGAUCUGAUCUUCACAUACCCAUCAAUCAAAGGCCUUUGAUGGUCACCAUCGCCAGCCUUCCAGAUCCCAAUUGGAGAACUCCAAUGGAAAAUCGAGUACAGAUCGCACGAAUUGGGCCAUCUGGUGAUUUUUUAAGUGGUGGCAUAAACACCUAACCUGUUGAGGACUCCACGACAAACACAAUUGUGCGAGAGAACAAGGAGCAAACGUAUAAACUUAGAAGAGCUUCAAAUAACUCCAUAUAAUGUCGAAAUGGGCUACUAAAACAAUAGAUGCUGAAUAGAAUCACAGAGGGCUGAAGACAUGUGGUGCAUCUUCUGCUGCUCUAUGUACAUCCCCGCUUUAAAACAGAUUAUCUUGCCAAGAAUGGUGCUUGGUAUUUAACCAAAGCCCUCUUGUCACGGCAAGCCUGGCAACUAAUACAACGUCCGGGCAGUUUAUGCUUGCAGGUUCUGAAGGCGAGGUAUGACCCGAACGAUGUCAUCAUCUCCAGAUAGGCCUGCUCCAAGCUGGGACUUAAUCUUGAAGGCCUCCAGUUGCUCAAAAGAUUCGUACCUUUGCUUGGAGGCUUCAGCACCAGGCCGGAAUGGCCUCGGCAGCUAUCCCAGCUUCAAUGGGUGACGAUGGUUAUAAAUUUCUAAUGCAAAAGCCAGCGCGUCCUGUACAACGGUACAUGAAUCCCGUCGAUUUCUCUGAUAUUUUUCUGAAUCC
Triticum aestivum (bread wheat) is the source of this 4470-nucleotide messenger RNA. Its product is annotated as protein SENSITIVITY TO RED LIGHT REDUCED 1. The record is from RefSeq and is a predicted model, not a curated record. The transcript has a single exon. Bases 51 to 932 code for a protein of 293 amino acids. NCBI's taxonomy places the organism in Eukaryota, Viridiplantae, Streptophyta, Magnoliopsida, Poales, Poaceae. Gene Ontology annotation, cellular component: nucleus; cytoplasm.